UGCUCUCUCUCCCUCUCUCUCUCUCGAACCUUUUUCUCAAAGCUAUCUUCUUUCUUUCUUCCUCGUUUUCUCCCAACGUUUCUGCUCUUUGAAGAUUUCCAUUCUCUCAGAAACCAAACAAAUCCUCUAUUUCUACUAUUCGCAUUCUCUCUCUUUCACCGAAAUUUUCCUGAGAAAAUUUCGACUCUGCUUCCACGCCGGGAACUGAUGUCGGUCUCCGGUGACUCAAUCUCUCACAAGUUCUCCACGAAAUUCCCUUUUUUAGGGCUAUCUCUUUAUAUUGUAAUUGCGGUUUUAAGCGUUUUCGUUCUAUUGAUCUCCUUCCUUAUCUUCCUCUGCGUCUGCUUGAAUCGCAUCUCACGCGCGCGUCGAAUGCGCGUGAAGCACAGCUCCGGUUCGAUCCCACUCGUCUCCAAGGAGAUUCUCGAGAUCAAGACGGUGGGUAAGAUCCUCCACUCCACCGACGACGACAAGGGCAGAACCGGAAACGAAAUCGUGGUCGUGAGCAAAGGAGCAAGCGGCCACGGCGAAGGCGGAGAUGACGUGUCAGUUUCCGGAGGUGGUGACGUGGCGGCGCAGGUGAUGGGGUGGGGACGGUGGUACAGCUUGAAGGAGCUCGAGAUCGCGACUCAUGGCUUCGCCGAUGAGAACAGGAUCGGCGAAGGAGGAUACGGCGUCGUUUACAGAGGCGUCUUCCCCGACGGCUCCGUCGCCGCCGUGAAGAAUCUCCUCAACAACAAGGGUCAAGCAGAGAAGGAGUUCAAAGUCGAGGUAGAAGCUAUCGGGAAAGUCAGGCACAAGAACUUGGUUGGUCUGAUCGGAUAUUGUGCUGAGGAUUCUAAAAGGAUGCUCGUGUAUGAAUACGUCGAUAAUGGCAACUUGGAGCAGUGGCUGCACGGCGACGUAGGUCCAGUUAGCCCUCUCACUUGGGAUAUCCGCAUGAAGAUUGCUAUUGGCACAGCCAAAGGGUUAGCUUAUUUGCACGAAGGGCUUGAGCCAAAGGUUGUGCAUCGGGAUGUGAAGUCCAGUAACAUCCUGCUUGACAGGAAAUGGGAUCCAAAAGUGUCGGAUUUUGGCUUGGCAAAAUUGUUGGGGUCCGAAGCAAGCUACGUGACAACUCGAGUGAUGGGAACUUUCGGGUAUGUAUCACCAGAGUAUGCAAGCACAGGAAUGCUCAACGAGUGGAGCGAUGUUUACAGUUUCGGAGUUCUGCUAAUGGAGAUCAUCACAGGGAGGAGCCCCAUAGAUUAUUCCAGGCCACCUGGUGAGAUGAACUUAGUAGAGUGGUUCAAAGGGAUGGUAGCGAGUCGAAGAGGAGAAGAAAUCAUAGACCCUCUAAUGGAAACCCCGCCUCCUGCUAGAGCCUUGAAACGAGCGUUGCUUGUUUGUCUUCGUUGCAUAGAUCUCGACGCGAGUAAGCGGCCAAAGAUGGGCCAAAUCGUUCACAUGCUUGAAGCCGAAGAUUUCCCCUUUCGUCCCGAACACAGAUCAGUGCAAGAAAGAGACGCGGAGAAAGCCAAGAAAUCCAGAGACGACAGCUUUGAAAAGGCAAGAGGGAGAUGAGGAUAUUCACAGUAAUACGUUGGUGUUUCCGUACGAGUAGACGUAGAGAAAGGCGAGAGAGAAGUGAUAUAUAUAUACAUACAUAUAUAUGUGUGUGUUUCUGAGUUGCAUUCAAUGUAGGGUAUGUAAAUACUGAGUAACUUAGGUAUGGUUUUGGUGAUUGAAAAGGUAUGUGAAACUAUCUGCAUUUUCCCCUA
Messenger RNA from Tarenaya hassleriana, 1760 nucleotides. Its product is annotated as probable receptor-like serine/threonine-protein kinase At4g34500. Gene Ontology annotation, molecular function: protein kinase activity; ATP binding. NCBI's taxonomy places the organism in Eukaryota, Viridiplantae, Streptophyta, Magnoliopsida, Brassicales, Cleomaceae. The record is from RefSeq and is a predicted model, not a curated record. The transcript is spliced from 7 exons. Bases 208 to 1563 code for a protein of 451 amino acids. Gene Ontology annotation, biological process: protein phosphorylation.